AUGAUACUAGCGAAAAUAAGUCUACAUUCCUUGGAGGAAAUAAUUAUUUUUAAUUGGGCAAUUAAAUUAACCGAUAAAUACGCAAGUACUAAUAAUGCUGCUACUUCAAAAUGUAGGAAAUAACCAAAUUGUGUUAGAUUCAACGCUAUAGAUGCAGACCAAUAACAACUGCUACUACCUCAACUUCAGCAUUUAAAAAAAAAACAGGUUAUGAAAAAGUUACAAUAAUAACUGAUUCUGAAUUUGAUUCUUAUUUAAGUCGAUGUGUCACUCGUAGUAAAGGAAGUACUCAAAAUAUAAAACCAUGCACAUCAUACAGAGGAAUUAAAUAAUUAAGUAAAUUAUUUAAAAAAUUAUUGGACUGGAUAUUAAUAUGAAUACCACUUCUGAAUAAAGUUCUGACGAUGCUGGAAAUACUGAAACUAAUAAAUGCAAAGUAAGAAGUUGUACUGAAACACUUCAGCUAUAACCGAUAUUGAAUGUGCCACUUAUCAAGAAAUGUUAUAUAAAUAAGAGUAUUGGAUGUGUUGGUGCAAUAUAGGUCAUGCUCGUAGCUUGCUCAAAAUUUAAGGGAUCUUUACUAAAUCAAAUUGUGUUAAGAAGAAGUGCAGUAAUAUUUCAAGUAAACACAAAAAAGAAUGUAAUGAUGGUAAGCCACAAUUUAUAACAAUUAAUGAUCCUUUCUGUGUCUUUGAUGGAACUUCAUGUAUUUAUUAUGGAAAACUUUGUAAUGCUUUCAAUUAAACUUAAUAGACAGGGCACUAUUUUUGUCUAAAAUGGUCCACGCAAAACUACAAAAGUUGGAACUGCCAAAGAAACAUGUGUUAAUAGAUAAUUUACAGAAACACUCAAUACUCUUACAACUGAUACCGAUUUUCAGAAGCAUCAUAAAGAUUGUUGUACUUCUGGUUAUGGAUACAAAAGUAUUAAAUAAUUUAAAUAUUUGAAAUAAUAGGCUCCAUGCAAAAUAAGAGAUGA
Molecule: messenger RNA, 978 nt
Organism: Paramecium primaurelia
Lineage: Eukaryota; Ciliophora; Oligohymenophorea; Peniculida; Parameciidae
Source: the annotation of a GenBank genome assembly